UUCCACGCUCUUUGCUGUAGAAACGUCUUUUCUGUGCUCGUUGCUUGUGACCAUCCGGAACUAAACAGUGAAAAAGAGUCGGCGAUAAUAAAGACUAAAUACGUCAGUUUCAGUGAUUGUAAGGAUGGAAGAGUAUAACCCUGGAGACGAGGUGGUCUUCAACGCUGAUGAGGCCACUAACUUGAUUAAAGAGUGUAUUGAAGGAGUCAUCGGUGGAACCGAUUACAACCAGAGUAAAGUGAACCAGUGGACAGCCAGUAUAGUGGAGCAUUGUCUGACUCACCUGGUGAAACAAGGACGUUCGUUUAAAUACAUCGUAAACUGUUCCGUCAUGCAGAAGAGUGGUGCUGGCCUCCACACGGCCAACUCCUGCUACUGGGACACAGCCACUGAUGGAAGCUGCACUGUCAGGUGGGAGAACCGCACCAUGUACUGUGUGGUCAGUGCGUUUGCAGUGGCUCUGUGACAGCUGCACCAUGAUGUCGUAUUAAUGGAACCAUUAUCAGUAAAGAAGCCACAAGAUCUUCUGUUGGGACCCUCUGGUAGAAGCUGAUUUCCAGGUAGCUUAAUUCUCCCCCACAGGCAGGAAAACCACAACUUCAGAAUAAGGGUUUGUGAGUCGGCAGAAUGACAGAGAAUGAUUCUUUGUAAGGACCAGAGACAUGGUGGAACAGUGAGCCCUUUGUUAAAGUACAUGUCUUGUGUUGAUCAUGUGUGUAAAGGGUUUAUAUCCUAAAAACUCAGAUUUUAAAAUGUAAGGCUUAGUUGUUUUUUCAUAAUUUUUCAUUACAGUCCCCAUUACGUUGACUAUUACUAUUAUUUAAGGGUAGUUAGUUUGUUUCUGCUCGUCUACAGCCAACUGUAGCUGUGUUUCCAGGAUGGAGUGGUUUGAAUGCAGUUUACACUGUAUGUUUUAUGAAAAGAUUGACUCUGAACGUUGGUUGUAGCUUCAUUAAAUGUAAACCAAGCUGUA
Betta splendens (Siamese fighting fish) is the source of this 973-nucleotide messenger RNA. RefSeq names its product dynein light chain Tctex-type 3 (gene dynlt3). Lineage: Eukaryota; Metazoa; Chordata; Actinopteri; Anabantiformes; Osphronemidae. Gene Ontology annotation, cellular component: cytoplasmic dynein complex; cytoplasm; kinetochore. The coding region runs from base 125 to 466 and encodes 113 amino acids. The record is from RefSeq and is a predicted model, not a curated record. The transcript has 5 exons. Gene Ontology annotation, biological process: microtubule-based movement. Gene Ontology annotation, molecular function: dynein intermediate chain binding.